Molecule: messenger RNA, 441 nt
Organism: Parnassius apollo (apollo)
Lineage: Eukaryota; Metazoa; Arthropoda; Insecta; Lepidoptera; Papilionidae
Source: the annotation of a GenBank genome assembly
AUGCGGCGCGCAGCUGCUAUCACUAUAAGAGGAGGCCUAACAGGCCUGGGCCGACUGCAUCCGUACGGCUCGGGCAGCGGUUCGAGCAGCGGCAGCGGGCGUCGGAGGAACCGUGCCCGCGGCCUUUCCGAGUCGCCGACCGCGCCGACCACACCGACAUCCGCGUCCGACAACGCCUCUGACGCGACACUGACCGACUCCGAGUUGCCGCUCGCGAGGGACUCCACUCUGCUCGUGCAAAACGUCUCGUAUGGCGCCACUUUGCUAACGUGUCCCCGCGGCUUAUUUUCCUCGAUGCCUUUACGGGACGAACCUGAGUACAAAGCAGCUUGGAUCCAGCUUAGUUUGCUCGAAAGCACAAAAGAGUUCCGUAUCAGUCGCAUUCGAUGGACCCGAAAAUGUGCGAGCCCUUUGAAGGACCAAUCCCUUAAUACUAAUUGA